AAGCCUUGUCUGAGGAGGAGUUAGCAGUUGCUAAAUAUGACUUCGGUCAAGCUCAUGAGUUGUAUCAUAUUAGGUCUUCUGGUCUUAUGCCCUGGCGCUAGGAGUGCCCAAGGUUCCAACAUCUUCUCAUCAGAACGAUUUGGAAGCUAUGGCGGUCAAUCCCAAGCUUCCCAGACCACGACGUACACCAAGGACGUGGAGUCUCUCACUUCCGAGCUGCUUUUAGUUCCAUCCGUCAACAUUUGCGGUGGCGACCAAAAGCCCACCGUAUAUAAGGAAGAGCCGCUCCAAAGUGACGCUCCCUAUGAUGAGAAGGUGAAAAAGAUCAAAGUGAUCAAAGACGAUACGCUCAAGGAGACUUGUGACUUUUAUACACAAUCUCACGGAUACGAAUGUGUACCCUACUACCAAUGUGAUAUCGAUGGCACAAUCUUGACUGAUGGAGCGGGCCUCAUCGAUAUUCGCUUUGGUGGGAUCGGCGACGAUGAAGAGCCUUUGGUGACUUUAGAUGCGUCAGACAAGAAAUGUCCCCAAUCCUUGGAUGUAUGUUGCAAAGAUCCCAACUGGAUUCCGCCCAAUCCUCCGACCACUACUUCAACAACCACCACCUCUACAACAACAAUAACAACAACUACUACUACUACUACUACUACCACCACAAUCAGACAAUAUCCAGAGCCGCUUAUUGACACUACGACUUCAACCACCACCACCACAACAACAACGACCACGACCACUACGACCACUACGACCACAACGACAACUACCACAACAACAGCUCCACGGCCCUAUGUGCCAAAAUGCGGUCGUCACAAUGAAUACGGUCUAGGGGUCCGUAUUUCGGGGUACAGUGAAGGUGAAUCCCAGUUUGGAGAAUGGCCUCACAUGUGCGCAAUCCUCAGCAUCAAAGACAUCGGAGGAUCGAAAAUCAACAUGUACGAGUGUGGAGGGUCUCUAAUUGCACCAGGAGUCGUUCUGACCGCGGCUCAUUGUUCCAAAAAAUUGACCGAGGGACGCGCCAAGGUUCGCUGUGGUGAAUGGGACACGCAAACUCAGAAUGAGCCUCAAGCUCACCAAGAUCGUUUGGUGACCACCAUCGUCUCUCAUCCGGAGUUCAAUCCCAGAUCGUUGGCCCAAGAUUAUUCGCUUUUGUUUGUGGACGAGGACUUUGAGUUGGCCAAGCACGUGGACACCGUGUGUUUGCCCAACCCAGGAGACAACUACGAUGAUGAACGUUGCUGGGUCACUGGCUGGGGCAAGGACAAAUUCGGGAAAGCCGGCUCCUACCAGGUGAUUCUGAAAGAGAUUGAUCUCCCCAUGAUGAAUCACACCCAUUGUGAAUGGAGUUUUAGGCACAAUAGUCGUUUGCCCAUGCGGUUUCGUCUCCACUCAUCUUUCGUCUGCGCGGGAGGGGAGGCCGGAAAAGACGCUUGCCGGGGGGAUGGGGGCGGGCCCUUGGUUUGCCCUUUGAAAGAGGAUCCCACCAGAGUGGCGCAAAUCGGAAUAGUUGCUUGGGGCAUCGGAUGUGGGGAAGCCGGUGUUCCUGGAGCUUAUGCUUCCGUUCCAAGCGGUCUCUGUUGGAUCGAUUGGGCUUUGUCCUGCAAUUACCGACAACAUUUGGAUCACUCGAGUUUCCUUGGUUAUGGACAAGAAUGCCAGGAGUGGAUCGAAGAGAAAAAGAGGAAUCGAAGGCUCCCCAGAGCAAUCCGAGAGCACUACGACAGUUGCCACGUACUUUGGGGCUCUGGUUCGAAACCGUCCCAAACUCAAACUGGAUACUAGAACGUUAUUUCAAUUUGGGUUUGACAAUAAAUUGUGAUAAUGUUUUGGGGGA
Messenger RNA from Tigriopus californicus, 1834 nucleotides. RefSeq names its product serine proteinase stubble-like. Bases 37 to 1782 code for a protein of 581 amino acids. Lineage: Eukaryota; Metazoa; Arthropoda; Copepoda; Harpacticoida; Harpacticidae. The transcript is spliced from 4 exons. The record is from RefSeq and is a predicted model, not a curated record. Gene Ontology annotation, biological process: proteolysis. Gene Ontology annotation, molecular function: serine-type endopeptidase activity.